Messenger RNA from Spirodela intermedia, 300 nucleotides. The record is from the annotation of a GenBank genome assembly. Lineage: Eukaryota; Viridiplantae; Streptophyta; Magnoliopsida; Alismatales; Araceae.
AUGAGGGUGGCAACGGAGGAGAGCAUGGCGACGAAGGCCGAGAAGGGGAACUUCUGCCAUGGAUUGCUCGGCAAACACGGCGAUUGCAGCAUCGCGAAGGAGUCCGGCAGAACGUGCAUGAAGCCCGUGGAGAGGAUGACCCCCGAAGCGAAGGCCUUCACCACGAAGAAGAGGUUCCUGUCCGGGGAUAGUGCCGGCACCGACCGGGAGAAGAGCGGCAAGCAGAUGCCGAUCAUGCUGGCGACGAGAAUGGUGGCGAUGGCGAUGACCUUCAGCUUCAGGGCCUUAGGCCGGUCGUAG